CGUAUUGGGCUGUUAAUAGGCGACUUACAAAGCCCAAUAGCCUACAAUACUCUUAUUGCCAUCGUGUGUUUAAUGUUUACAUCUGCUCAAAACAAUGGACAUAGCUCUCUUCUCCCCAUCUUCACUCUUUGCUCAAGACGAUGAUAGCUCUACAGAUGAGGAAAAUGCUGAGGCCCAGCAGAAAUUUGUGGAGAGAAAUCAUCAGUUUCCUGGAAUGGAGUUACUUAUACGAGAAUUUACUUUUCACCAGUUGAAUGCUAAUUUACUUUGGCCAGGAUCAUUUGCAUUUGCAGAAUGGUUAGUUCAGCACAAGUCGUGGAUAGAAGGAAAACGCAUAAUUGAAUUAGGGAGUGGUACUGGAGGUUUGGCAAUCUUUCUUUGGAAGUUGUUUCAAAUUGAUAUUACGACUUCAGACUAUGAUGAUUCUGAAAUCGAAGAUAACAUAGCUCAUAAUUGCAAAGUUAAUGGGGUUAAUCCUGUUCUUCCUCAUAUAAAGCAUUCAUGGGGUGAUGCCUUUCCAACUGCUUGUCCAGAUUGGGACUUGGUGAUUGCCAGUGAUAUAUUACUGUAUGUUAAACAAUACAACAACUUGAUAAAAACCCUAUUGUUUCUCUUACAAACUCACAAGUCAAAUUCUGAUGAAUCAGUUCAGAGGAGGAAUGACAGAGAUAAUGUCGAAUAUACAGGGGCGGCUCGCCCUUCAUUCUUGAUGAGUUGGAGACGCAGAAUUGGUAAAGAAGAAGAAUCAAUUUUUUUCAAAGGUUGUGAAAAUGCUGGCCUCGAAGUGCAACAUCUAGGAUCACGAGUCUACUGCAUAAAGCCCAGAGAGAUAGAGGCUAAAGAAAUAGCACAAUCCUGUUGAAUUUAGUGAAAUCUAAGUCUGUCUUUACUUUCCAAGAGUUCCAGUUGGUUCUAAUUAUAUAAAUCCGCUGCCGUAGAACUUUUUUCUUUUAAAAAGUACCAUACAUGGACAUUCUCACCCCCUUGGUUGUUUACGACUCGUUUUUUUUUAGCUUGAUUGAAGGAUUUUCUUACCAAAAAUUAGGUUCGUCAGACUGGGAAACUACAUUCUUUGCUUAAGAGCAUCUCCCGUGGGAAUUGGAUCUAUAAUAUAAUAUUUUGUAAAAUUUAUUGAAGGUGUAAAACAUUUUGCAAAAUUUGCUGAUGUGUAAACAUUUUGUUUUGUGGC
Daucus carota subsp. sativus is the source of this 1189-nucleotide messenger RNA. RefSeq lists its product as uncharacterized. The record is from RefSeq and is a predicted model, not a curated record. The transcript has 7 exons. Bases 95 to 862 code for a protein of 255 amino acids. NCBI's taxonomy places the organism in Eukaryota, Viridiplantae, Streptophyta, Magnoliopsida, Apiales, Apiaceae.